GUAGUGCUCACACUGCACAAAACAAUCAGGACAGUGUCGAUGUGACUGACUUCACUGACUACACUCUGCCGUACAACCAUUGGGUGUUCGUGUCUGUCACGAUGCAACCAGCGACCGCGCAAUCCGGCGUCAGUCGCAUGUUGUACCACAAGAAACCCGAGGCAAAUCUAUUUAUAGACGGAGUACUCCGGCAGACUAUCCAACUCCCCCACGACACGCGUGCGAAUAAACUGCACAACAUGCGCGUCACACACCUGAUGCACCUGCGCCCAAUCAUGCGCAGUCUCGUCGCCACGGCCAAUCAGAGUGCGCAGGAGCGGCAUUAUAAAUAUAAACGCAAUCUGAUUGGUCGAGACGUGGACGUGGACGCGGGUGGGGUCGACUGUCGGGAAGUGAUCGUAUGUGUACCGGAAUGGGGCGUGAAUGGGUUGGGUGGUGUGUUGGGUGCCAGCACCACCACGGCUAUGGCUGGGAGUGUUUAUUCGUCGACUUUUG
Molecule: messenger RNA, 495 nt
Organism: Sphaeroforma arctica JP610
Lineage: Eukaryota; Ichthyosporea; Ichthyophonida
Exons: 2
Source: RefSeq, a predicted model, not a curated record